Dictyostelium discoideum AX4 is the source of this 2466-nucleotide messenger RNA. RefSeq lists its product as hypothetical. The record is from RefSeq and is a predicted model, not a curated record. The coding region runs from base 1 to 2466 and encodes 821 amino acids. The transcript has 2 exons. Lineage: Eukaryota; Evosea; Eumycetozoa; Dictyosteliales; Dictyosteliaceae.
AUGAAUGAAGAUCUAUUUUUACAAGUUUAUAGAAAUAUAUAUUUAAGAUUUUUAAUAUUUAAAAAUAUAAAAAAAAUAAAUAAGAAUCUUUUUUAUGAAAGAUUUAACUAUUACGAAUUAUCAAUAGAAUUUAUAAUAAAAAUAAAAAAUCAAGUAUUAUUAUCAAAUAAAGUUAAUGAUUUUUUAAAUUCCAAAAAUUUAUUGAUAAAUAAUAAUAAUAAUAAUAAAAACUUUAAUGAUGAUGAUGAAAUUAUAAAAUUUCAUUUAGAUUUUAAUUGGGAACAAUAUUUAAUGUUAUUAAAAUGGAAAGAAUUAGAUAUAGAUUUAUUUAAAAAAGUUUGUAUUACUUUUAAAUCAAGAUUAUUAGAAGGUAUUGAAAAAUGUGAAAAUAAUCAUUUAUUCAAGUUAAUACCAUUUAUAUCAAUUGAUAAAUUAAGGUGGUUAUUUAAUUGUGAUGAUCAAUUUUUUAAAAUUUUAUUAACAAAUGAUGAUAUUAUAGAAAUUUUAUUAAAUUCUUAUGAUAAUAAUAAUAUUAAUAAUAAUAAUAAUAAUAAUAAUAACAAUAAUAAUAAUAAUAAUAAUAAUAAUAAUAAUAAUAAUAAUAAUAAUAAUAAUAAUAACUCAAUAAAUGAAAUAAGGAAUGAAUUAUUUAAUUUGUUAAAUAAUGAUGCAUUUUUUAAAAGAAAUAAUGAAACAUUUAAUAAAAUUUGUAAAUUAAUUAAUGUAUCAAUUGAAAAUGAUGAUUUAAAUUUAGUAAAGAAAUUAUUUUCAAAAUUUAAAUUCAAAUUUAAAAAAGAUGAUUCAAGUAUUGUUGAAAUUUUUGGUGAAAGAAUUUCAUUAAAAGAAUUGGCAGAUAUAAUUAAUUUAAAAAUUUUUAAAACUAAUAAACAAAUGUUACCAUUAUUUAAAUUAAUGAAUGAAACUGUAUGGUUAGAAUUAAAAUUAUUUGCAAAUAAUAGACCAAUUAAUCCAUUUGAAGUUAACGAUCCAGAUUAUGCUGAUUAUAUUAUUGAAAUGUUAAAAAAGAAUAAUGUUCAAUUAAAUGAAUUUAAUAUAAACUCUUUUAAAACAACAAAAAAAAAUGAUAUCAUUAGAAAUCAAAUUUAUUUUAAACCAAAAUUAAUGGAAAAUGAUUAUUAUAAAUGUAAAAUUAUGAAUGAUAAUUUAAAGUAUUUUGAUGAUUAUUUAACCUCUUUUUCAUUAACAAUAAAUAAAAUAUCAGAUUUAAUAGAUCUUGGUUAUGAAAAUUUAGUUACUUAUAUAAUCAAUGAAAAGAUAGACAUUUUAAGACCUUCAGCAAUUUAUGAACCAUUAAAUAAUCAUAGUUGUAUUUUAUUAUUAAGAAAAUCUUUACCAAAUCAUAAACAUAUUGGAUAUCCAUAUCUUUUCAAACUAUUAUUACCAAUUUUAAAAAAUAAAUAUUUUUAUAAAACAACCUCACCUGAUAUCAAUGAAAUAUAUUUAGAUUUUCUUUGUGAUUUACCAAAACCAAUAGAGAAUAGAAAAAUAUUUUUAAAAAUGGUAUUAGAAUUUAAAGAUUAUUUUAAUAAUUAUAAAUUUCAAAAUUUUAAUGAUUUAGUAAAAUUAUCAAAGAAUAAAAAUAAUAAUAAUUAUAAUUAUAAUAAUAAUUUAUUAAAAAAUUUUAAUUCAAUUUGUAAUAUGAUUGGUGAGAAUUCAAUAAUUACAAGUUAUUUAUUAAAUAAUUUAAAAAAAUAUAAUGAAAUUGAAAAGGAUUUGGCAGUUUUAUUAUGUUCAAAAAAAUAUAAAAUCCCAAACAAAUAUAUAUUAAUUAAGAUUCCAUUAAAUUUAAAUGAAUUAUCAUCAAUUAUUGAAAAAUAUUUUAUUGAUGGUAAUAUUAAACAAUUAUUAUUCUUCAUUUCAAAUAUUUCAUUUUUUGAAAUUAAUUGUUCAACAUUAUUAAAUUGUUUAGCAAAACUUUUAUCUCAUUCAAAUUGUAUUGAAACUAAUCCAUUCUUUGAAUUAAUCUUUGGUUUAAAUCAAUUUAAAUAUUAUAAUAUUUUUAAAUUACUUUCAAAUGGUUUUGGUCAAAUAAAUUUAAAUGAACAACAAUUUAAAGGUAUGCCAUUGCCAUCAUCAUCAUCAUCACCAUCAGAUGAUAUAAUUUUAAAUAGUGAUAGACUUUAUGUAUUAUUUCAAAUUAUCAUAAUACCAUAUAUAAGUGAUUCAUUAUCUAAAAAAUUAAUUUCACAUUUUUCAAAUUUAGGUGGAUUAAAAUUAACUAUUUUCACUAAUGAAAAUAAAAUUUUAAUUGAUAAACUUUUAGAAGGUCAAUAUUUCCAAUCUUUAAAUAUUUUAGAAUUCUUAAAUCAUAAUAAUCCAAAUAAAAUUCCUUUAUGGGAAUCAUUUGGUUUAUUACCUUUUAUUAAAUUAGAAGAUUAUCAAAAUUUUAAUAAUAAUAAUAAUGAUGAUUAUGAUAAUGACUCUUUAUUUUCUAUUAAUUUUUAA